Messenger RNA from Sabethes cyaneus, 580 nucleotides. It is a transcript of the gene RpL31, whose product is annotated as 60S ribosomal protein L31. Gene Ontology annotation, cellular component: ribosome; cytosolic large ribosomal subunit. Gene Ontology annotation, biological process: cytoplasmic translation. NCBI's taxonomy places the organism in Eukaryota, Metazoa, Arthropoda, Insecta, Diptera, Culicidae. Gene Ontology annotation, molecular function: structural constituent of ribosome. The record is from RefSeq and is a predicted model, not a curated record. Bases 111 to 485 code for a protein of 124 amino acids. The transcript is spliced from 3 exons.
UCAAAAUUCCACGUAAGCGUUCUUUCGUUUCCGGCACCUCUAGCUGCUAAGGAACACAUUUUGAUUAAUUAAAAGUUUUGAACUCUUUUAAUUAAUUCUAGGUAUUUGCAAUGGCAAAAGCAAAGACAGAAAAGAAGGCGAAAUCCGCCAUCAACGAAGUGGUGACCCGUGAGUGCACCAUCAACCUGAACCGGCGGUUGCACAAAGUCGGUUUCAAGAAGCGAUCACCACGGGCCAUUAAAAUUGUUCGCAAAUUCGCCGAGAAGGAGAUGGGCACCACCGAUGUCCGCAUCGAUACCCGCCUGAACAAGGCUAUCUGGCACCGCGGAAUCAGGAACCCACCCUUCCGCAUACGCGUGCGCCUUUCUCGCCGUCGUAACGACGACGAAGAUUCGCCCAACAAGCUGUACACCUUGGUCACAUACGUUCCAGUGCCCACGUUCAAGGAGUUGCAGACGGAAAAUGUUGAAUCGACCGACGAUUAAACUGUAAAUUAUUUACACCUAGGAUUACGGAUGAUUCAACGUGAGUUUGGAAAGAGUGUAAGAAGAAAAAAUAAACCUCAAAAGGUAAAAUUCGA